This is a messenger RNA of Cicer arietinum (chickpea), 2991 nucleotides long. RefSeq lists its product as uncharacterized. The record is from RefSeq and is a predicted model, not a curated record. Gene Ontology annotation, cellular component: endoplasmic reticulum. Lineage: Eukaryota; Viridiplantae; Streptophyta; Magnoliopsida; Fabales; Fabaceae. Gene Ontology annotation, molecular function: lipid binding.
CAAAACAAAACAAACAAAAAAAAAAAAAAGAAAAAAAAAAGUGAUUGUGUACACUAUUGUUAGCAUCUAAUUCCUUCACAAUUUUCAAUUUUCAACUUCUGGGUGUCUUCAAAAUCAACACUUUGUUCGAUUUUCUCUUCUGGGUAGGUCUCAAAAUUCCCAAAUUUGAGAAAUGGUUCUUGUUUCUGUGUUGAUCCUAUUUGGUUUUCUUCUUGGUGUGAUUGUUGUUGUUGCUGCCGAAUUUCUUGGUUUCUUGUGGAUCCUUAAACGACUGCGUAGAAAGUUUGACAGUGACAAAGCCAAAAUUUCAUCAAUUACACAACAACUUGAUCGCAGUGCUAGUUCACAAUUUGAUUCUCAUCAUUCUUUUAAGAAAGAGAUUGUACAUGUCAUUGAUUUUGGAUUUGGGUUUGGGUUUGGCUUUCUUCAGGGUGUGGUUUGGGUUGUAGAACCAGAAAAGGUUUCAAAAUACUGGGUGGAAAGAUCAUCAAAAGAGGUGAAAAGGAAAAAAGAACUUUUUGAGGUUUCUCCUGUUAGAAAGUAUGGUAAACUCAAUGGUCAGUCACUUGUUCUCACUGAGCCUGAUGGUUUGAAUACAACCAUUCAGCUCAAAGGAUGCCUUGUUGAAGCUGUUUCUGCCACAAGCCUUCCUACAAAGAAAUGGGCAAAAAAGUUCCCCAUCAAAGUGGAAAACAAGACCUCUGUGAUAUACCAUGGAAGCAAAACUCUCUACGUAUAUCUUGAGACUUCAUCCGAGAAAGAGGCAUGGUGUAAGGCCCUCCGUUUGGCCUCAUGUGAUGAAAGUGAUAAACUCCAAUGGUUUUCUCGGUUGCAAGAAGAGUUUCAUAGUUAUCUGACAACAUUAAAUACUGAAUAUCAUUCUUUUAUGAAACCUUCAAUAGGAGCAAGUGUUGAGGCAAUAGAAAGGGCUACUAAGUCAGAUGGCUCUUCCUCAAAGGUCCGUCAAUUUUUGAAAAAAAUUACGAAAAGAACUUCUCGAGUUGGCGUGGAUAACAAAUCUGGUUGGACUUCGUUCUCAGGCCGUGAAGACAGAAAGAAAACGGAGAAGCUCCGUGCUUGUCAAGAUGCAGUUUUAGCCACUGGCAUGAUGAAAAAUGCUUCUGCAGCAAAUCAUCUGAAAAGUUCCAUGUUAGACGAUUCUUCACCAACGUCAACAACCUUGUCUCAUUCAGGAAGCCAAAGUCAUUUUUCUGUCUGUUCUGAUACCGAUGAAAAGUUUGGUAUUGAUGAGGGAACAUUAUGUUGGAAUUUGUUGAUUUCCCGACUCUUUUUUGAUAUCAAAGGCAAUGAAACAGUGAAGAAAUCCGUGCAAGAAAGAAUUCAGAGGACGAUGUCCAACAUCAGAACUCCCGCUUACGUAGGUGAAGUCAUCUGUACAGACAUUAACAUGGGGAAUGUACCACCCUGUAUCAUUGGAAUGAGGGUUCUUCCUGUGGAAAUGAGUGAGGUAUGUGCCUUAGAGAUUGACAUUGAAUAUUCCGGAAGUGCAAUAUUAGAGAUUGAAACAAGGCUAGAAGUUGGUGAACUAGAGUGCCAUAGGGGGGCAGAGGGCCUGAAUCCCGAGUCGACCAAUGCUGGGUCUGUCCCAUCAGAUAUUCUUCAAGAUUUUGAAUAUUUUGAUAAGCAAUUAGGUCUUGCAGAAGGAACAAACGAUUUGCGAGAUAUUAAAGAAGAUGGUGACUUGAACACUGAUGUGUCCAAGAAGCUUAGGAAUACACCUUCAACUCAUGGAUCAAGAUGGAAGUCUAUGUUAAAUUCUGUCGCCAAGCACGUUUCACAGGUUCCUAUCUCGUUAGCAAUAAGGGUAGCAUCGCUCAGAGGGACACUGCGUUUUCUAAUAAAGCCACCACCGUCGGAUCAACUGUGGUACGGUUUCACAUUUAUGCCUGAUAUAGACUUCAACUUGGAAUCAUCUGUUGGAGAACACAAGAUAACUAAUACACACAUUGCUUUGUUCCUCAUCAACCGACUCAAGGCAGCGAUUCGGGACACUUUAGUGCUCCCAAAUAGUGAAAGCAUAAGCAUUCCAUGGAUGCUAGCGGAAAAGAAUGAUUGGGUUCCUCGGCAAGUUGCUCCAUUCAUAUGGAUCAACCCAGAAUCCGGUAAUGAAACUUCAAGUUUAAUUGAUCCCCAUAAUCAAACUUCUGGUGGAGUGAAAGCUAGUAAUCCAGAACAGAAACAACAAAAAUCAAAGAAUAGCGAAUCGAGUCAUCAGCCAGCUAGGAAAUCAGAAUCUCUGUCACUUCCAUCAGGUUCUGCUAUUUCAGAAGCAUUAAGGAAUAGCAAAAGUUUGGAAGAAUUGACAAAACCUUUAUUAGAAAGUGACCAACCACAAGAAACUAGUGAUUUGAAAGAACUUAGUAUGCCUUUUUUAGAAAGUGACAAUGAAGGUAGUGCAGAGAAGGUGGAGGAUGUUUCUGUUUGCAGUUCACCUUCGAAUAGUGCAGUGAUAGAUAGGUCCAUCAGUUCAAUUCAACAGGACGAGUCAAAGCCGAAGAAAGUCGGGAGAAGGGAAAGGAUGUUUGAUUUGCGAAAGAAAAUGAGUGAGAAAUUUGAAGAAAAGAAGCGUCACAUUGAAGAAAAGAGUAGGCACAUUGUCGAGAAGAUGAGAGCGCCUUCAGAGAAAUAAAACACAGAAAAUAUCAAAAUGCAAUAUUUGUUACUGAAUUCUUAAUUAUGUUAGAGAUUAGUAUCAUUCAUAAAUAAGAAUGUUGAGUACCAGAUAUUGUUUCAUUGAUGAGUUGUAAAUUUUCUAGGGGGAUUAGAAGAUCAAAUGGAAUUCCAUGUAUAGUUACAAAAAAGUAUUUUCAUUGCAUUACACUGGAGUUCCAAAAUGCUUUGACUUGGUUCUCUUGUAAAUUUGCAAUAGCUAUAUAAUUGAAGAUUCUUUUAAUUGUUUGGAUACCAAAUAACCUUGUGACAGAUAAAUGCUCUUAUUUGAGGUGUAUUUUCAUUUUUUUAAUAUUUGUA